Molecule: messenger RNA, 8377 nt
Organism: Rattus norvegicus (Norway rat)
Lineage: Eukaryota; Metazoa; Chordata; Mammalia; Rodentia; Muridae
Source: RefSeq, a predicted model, not a curated record
GGCGCCCCCGGCUCCGGAAACGCGCUGCUGGGCUACAGGGCUCCGCCAGGCGCAGGCGGCUCCGUGGCGCUUCCUGCCACGCCGGGCCUGCUUACACCGCGCCGCUCUUCUUCUGUGAGGGCACAGAGUCAGGCGCCGUGGGCCGGGUGAGCGUACGGACUGUGGGAGGGAUGUGCAGCUCGAGUGAUCUUGAGAUUGUGCGCGUGAGCAAGGAUAUGUGGCCGAGAGAGCUUGUGGGGCGGCAGGAGGCUGUGCUGGGAGGCCUGUGUGAGUGCGUGGACCUCGAGAGAAUUUACGGGGAAGGGGGCGUUUUGUAGAAAGGCAUGUUGCUGGGCCUUGGAGCAAACCAGGGGUCAAAAGGGAAAGGUCUCUAGUGGUGGGUGGGCAUGGCGAGGCCCUGAGGCCUUCUCAUGCAGGGCUGCGGGCAACAGUCCAAGGCGGGAAUCGCGGAUGUGUUGAGGCCUGUGUUGCUCUUUGGAGGAUGCUAAGGACUGGGAACAGGUCAGGAGCUGGGGAUGGACUCACACACACAGCCCCCAGUGACACGGAGGCCUUAGGGCUACCAUAAGGGCUGAAGGGACUUUCCCCCUAGUAUGGGGGAGGGGUUGGACCUCUGGGGCCCUGAAGAAGGUUCUGGCUUGGGGGUGGGGGAAGGGGAUCUACCUUUCCAUUUGAGCAGUGACUGCACGGGAGCAGGGAGCAGGGAGCAGGUACCGUUUCUUAGGGCAGAAAUUUGGGAGUGCAGAAGGGAAUUCUUGCCAGAUGAAGAGGCAUUCUACCAUGGCCCUCCUGGGAACCACAUUUUCUGGCACCACUCCAUUGCCCCCUUCUAAACUCCUUUGCUGGUUCCUCCAGUCUAUAUUUGGGUGAUUAAUUACAUGUCUUUUUUACACACAUGCAUACUCCCACUUGCCUGCUGCCCAAAGCCCAUGGUCCUUUUCAGUGUCCCCACCCCCAUUCCUGGCUCUCUUCCCAGAGGGCUCACCCUUUGCCAGCUGACACCCUCUAGCCAGCCUUGGACUCAGAGGCAGGCAGCCCUCUCCAGUCUCCUUGGUCAGUGGAACAUUUCCUCUUAAACCUCAAUCUCUACAUUUUCCUUUAGGAGAAAAUUUCAGAUGGGACUAGUGGAAUAGUACCUCUCCUGGGUAGGACUACGUACCUUACCUCUUCUCCCAUUGGACUUUGCUAUAGAAACAACAUUCACAGUGUCUGACACAGUCUGUCCAUUGCCCUAAAGUGGUCUUGAAUCUGUAUUUAGAAUGCCAUAGAGCAGUGAUUUCUAGCCUUCUGUUGAUGACAGACACCUUGGAAAAAUCGGCUAAAUAGUUUUGAGUUCUCUUGUCAGAAGUCUGACAACCAGCAUAGCCUCAGAAGGAAGUUCCUGAGUAGGAAAGCUGUCUGAUAUGAGGUGUGGGGGAACAUCCAAAUUCUAAACAGGUCCAAUGUCUGCAUGUUGAAAGAGAGCAGUUCUGUAACAGGUACCCAGACCUGUGGUUCUACCACUAGAAUUUUCACUGAAUCAUUAGCUCGGUUUCUAACAGUGAUCCAGCCCUUCUAUAACUAUCUGAGCCCUUUAGAUGGCUCAGGGCAGCUUCAUAGCAUCUCACCAUACUCUCAGUUUAGAAUCUUUUAUAUCCAGAUGGUGUACCUCCAUGAUUCUAUACUUAAAUUUUAUUUUGAUUUUUAGAAAGAUGUCACUGUGUAUUGGAGAAAUGGGAACAUAAACCUUUCCUCAAUUAAACAUAACAAACAAUAUAAAAUCCCCUUCUGGUCUACUUUCUGGCUUUUUAUAGAAUGAAAUAAAGAGGGAAACUUCAACAGAGAUAGGUGCCCAGGCAAAACUGAGAAAACAGAUGCCUUCCCACCCACACAUACAGAAAAAAAAUGCACACUGACACAAAUAUUCCAAGAGAAACAGACUUUCCUGGUAAGACAGUCAUCCCUUUUGGUCUUUUAGGAUUCUACACUUUUGAGUAGUAGCCAGAUUUCACAGUACAAGAUGGGCCCAUGGGCCUCUUGCUCACCUUUUGGUAUGCCAGGUUCAUUUGGGAACAUAAAGAGCAGGUACACCUGUGUUCCCAGGGUCAUCUCAGUAUAUGUACCCUUGACUUACUAAGGCAUAUCCAGACCUUGGAAGUACCAUUUUAAUUACACAGCUUGUCUUGCCCUUGAUUCUCAGGAUUCAACUCAGUAUGAGCAGGACAGGUUCCUGGAAGGUACACGUAUGAGCUGCUUCUGUUCACCCAACUUAUUUCAAUCCAACAGGUUAGAAAUUCUCCACAGGACUAAUCUCUUGGAACUGUUCUAAACGAGAUGAGUCAUCCCUGUGUGUCAUUUUUAGGAUUUGGUGUCAUUUGAUAUUGUACCGUGGCACCUUACAGAACAGGAGUGGCUGAGUCUAAGUCUGAGUCCGGAGCAGCAGGCACUGGCAUAUUCCCGGGCUGUGACCUCCAUUGGAGUUCCUGUUGUGAAUCCGGCUUUGGUAUCUCACCUGUCACAAGGACAACUUCUGUUGGUAUCAGAUCCAUCCCUCAGCACAGAUCACAAUAAGCACCCUGAAAGCACCUCUGCGACUUCCCACCAGAAGAUGGGUGAAGAAGCCCAGCUGCAAGAGAUGGCAUCCACGAGUUCCCCGAGGGCCAAUGACCCCAGCUCUGAGGUCAAACAGAAUGGGGACUCUGGGGGAAGGGGAGGGAGCCCACAAAAUCUGCCCGUAGAACACCAUUUUGCAUGUAAAGAGUGUGGGGACACCUUCCGCCUUAAAGUGCUCCUUGUUCAGCACCAGAGGGUUCACAGUGAGGAGAAGGGCUGGGAGUGUGGCGAUUGCAGGAAGGUCUUCAGGGGGGUGUCAGAAUUUAAUGAGCACAGGAAGAGCCACGCAGCUGUGGCCACUCAGCCCCGGCCUGGCCCCAGUUGGGCUCUGGAAGAUGCCUUGGAAAAGAGGGAGCAAAUGGAGAGGGAGGCGAAGCCCUUUGAGUGUGAGGAGUGCGGGAAAAGGUUUAAGAAGAACGCAGGCCUUAGUCAGCACCUGAGGGUGCACAGCAGAGAGAAGCCCUUUGAUUGUGAGGAGUGUGGGCAGUCCUUCAAAGCCAACACCCACCUCUUUCGACAUCAGAAGCUUCACACUUCGGAAAAGCCCUUUGCGUGCAAGGCGUGCAGCAGGGAUUUCCUGGACCGCCAGGAACUUCUCAAGCACCAGCGGAUGCACACGGGCCACCUGCCCUUCGACUGCGAUGACUGCGGCAAGUCCUUCCGUGGUGUCAACGGCCUGGCAGAACACCAGCGCAUCCACAGCGGCGCCAAACCCUACGGGUGUCCUCACUGCGGCAAGCUGUUCCGGAGGAGCUCAGAGCUCACCAAGCACCGGAGGAUCCACACCGGUGAGAAGCCCUAUGAGUGCAACCAGUGCGGCAAGGCCUUCCGCCAGAGCUCCAGCCUUCUAGAGCACACGCGCAUCCACAGUGGUGAGCGGCCUUAUGCGUGCGGCGACUGCAGCAAGGCUUUCCGAGGGCCUUCUGACCUCAUCAAGCACAGGCGCAUCCAUAGCGGACUGAAACCCUAUGAGUGCGACAAGUGUGGCAAGGCCUUCAGGAGGAGCUCAGGCCUGAGCCGCCACCGUCGGAUCCACAGUGGGGCUAAACGCUGCGAGUGCAGUGAGUGUGGUCGAGUGUUCAAGAGGCGCUCAGCACUGCAGAAACACCAGCCCUCCCAUCACGAGUAAACACUGCCGUGGGUCCCAUAGCACGUGUCUGCAGAGGCUAUGGCUCAGUCAAAGGAGAUGAACAGUUUUGUAGCGCUUAUCUACUUUAUUGUGUGAGAGGUUGAAAUGAUUUAUACUGCCACCAGCAAUUUAUAAAUAUCACUGAUUCCCAGUACACCUAUUGAGAAUAACUUUUACCAUUUGAACAUAUAUUGGCUAGUUUUCCUGGCAGAAGGUAUCAUCAAGGUAUUUCAGUCUUUACAUCCAGAAUGAGAAGAAAAGUCUGCUAAUGGGGGUCUUGUAUGGAGCUGGGAGGUCCUUUCCAAGCUCUGUCUCUAAGAGAAAUGUAGCAUUGUUCAAUGGCAUCAAUAUGAAAGGAAAAUUGCCCCAAGAUUUUGGCGUACUUGAAUUUAUAAAAUUUUAGGGAUGUAAAUAUAAUGCUCAAAUGCCAUAAUAUUUAAUUUAUUAAUUUAGCAAUGCAUAUGCAUUGUAAAUCACAUUUAUGAAAUAAUAUAUUAAUUUAGAAAAUACUCCUUUUUCACUAUCCUCCCUUUGUUUCUAAGUCUUGAUGUGCAUUUUUGACCUCACCAGCAUGGGAACCUGUUUGAGUGAUCUAAGCUAUGGUAGCACUGUGACAAUCCCUGGGUGAGGCUUUCACCAGAAGUCUCCUCCCAAGCCAUAACAACAUAAUAUUAGUACCAUUCUUUGCGUGUUUUUGAAUUAUCACUCUACCUACAACAUCACUAUUUAAAGUGGUGAUUUUUUCAGACAUCACUCCUGGGUCAUACUCCUAGUAAAACUUACUGGGCCGAAGAUAAACUUUUUUUUUGCCUCAUUUUGCUAAGACAAUUCAGUCCAGUAAUCCCUAUGAAUACCCAAAACAAACUUUGUCCUCACACAGUAUCAUUUUGUUCAAAAGACAGUAAGAGCACUCCUGAAUGAAAGGGACAUCUUCAGGACAUAAAGGUAAAAUGACACCUCUUCCUUGGAAGAUCCUUACAGCACUUCCUCCGUUUGCAGCUUUGAAGUGGGGAGUAGUCACAAUCCCUACCUCCUAAGGUUCUCCUAAGGAGUGUGCCUUUCCUACAAGGAUGCUGCCUGCAAGGAGGUGUAUGUACUCGGUUAAAGUCACUUGUUGGUGUCACACAGCUCAUUAGCACCAGAAACUGGGGUGGACCCCUCAGGCCUCCUGACUGCUAGUCUUAUCUUUUAUGCAUAGUAUUUCUGUUUUCUUGCAUGCAAAUUAUUCGUUCAUCUCCUUUGACUAGUUAUCAAGUUACCUUGGAAAUACUGACUUUAUAUAGUAGUUCUUUCUAUAUCAAUUGUGAUUUUAUUUUCUAAUUUUUAUUGCUUCUUUUUUUGUACCUUAUUACAUUUUUGUUGUGCAAGUUUUAGGUUUUUUUACGUAUCCUUGAAUUCUUUUUUGUCUGUUAACCUGUGAUUUUAAUUGCUUCAGUACUUAGAUAUGAUAACCUUUUCUUGGAGAAUUUAUUUACAGAAGAAAAGUUAAAUUGCCCGCCCAUCAAGAAAGUGACCAUACAAGGCGGGCAGGUUGGAUGAGAGUGGGCCAGAGAGGCAGGCCCAAGCCACAUCUAAGAUGCAGACUCUCUGUGGGCAGCACUUGACUAUACAACCUGGCCACUAUGUCUGCCAUACAUUGCUCAGAGCGCUCUGUGAUUGCUCAUCAGUACAGCCCCAGCUACCAGCAGCAGGGCUCAGCUUCCCUAGACCAACAGAAUGGUCCCAGUGUGGCAGCAGCUAGCCAUCCUUCAAGCUCUCAGGAGCCUUGACUAUUUUGGAUUCAGUGACUGAGCAGCAGCUCCAUGUAAGAAACAUUUCAGACACAGAAGACUGACCUGACUGGUACUGUUAUGUAACCUUCAUUCUCCUCCAAACAAGUGACUCUGAAAUGAGAAUGAUCAACUUUGUGGCUUCUGCUUUGGGCAACUAGAUUGAGAAACUUGCCCAUGUGUUCUGGCAUCACUUCCUACUGUCACAUCUAAGAAGGAUGACAUAUAGGCCUGGAGAGAAAUGGAGCUUUGUUCUUCCAGUAGCCUGCCUGCCAUGCCACAAAAGCUGGUUGCACCAGGUCUGGUCUAGGACUUGGAGAAGCCAUGCCCAAGAGGGCAAUAAAACAAGAUCAGAGAACAGGAAGCCACCUGACAGUUCAUGUGGCACAGAAAUUGAAACUGAUCACACUGCAGUUGGGCCAUUGCUUCCGGCAAGCCCCCUCAGAAGAAACAGCAGCUGAAGAAGGUGGCCACAUCGGGGCUGUGGCCUGAGUUUCCAGUUGUGCCCUGAGGGAUAUUACAGGACCAGAAACUGUACCCUUCUGGCCCCCUAGUGAGGAGUGUUGGACUUUCUUUGGGGCACAGCCUGAAAGGGCUUCCAGCCCCAUCCUGGGAAGCAAGAUCUAACUGACAAUGACCUCUAUGAUCUUGGUUAAAAGGGCCCCUCUAAAGCCCCAGGCCACCACAGUGGCCCUGUAGGCCUUCUCUAUGCUGGAGAGAAGCCAACAACAGUUGCUAUAUAGCAACUCCUGUUGCUCUGUGGGCUCAGUUCUGGUGGUUUCUUGUGAGCCAGUCUGAACCCACUUCUUUCUCUAAUUACUUUUCUCAUUGUGAGCUGUUAGGACCUGCUUUGUACAGCUAUUAUUGGGUAAGAAAUGUUGACAUCCACAAGGGGGCAAAUCUUGGCACCUUUACCUUGAAAGAAUGCCAUUUCUUGCUCAGUCACUCAUCAUUUGUCAAGGUUGACAAAAGAUAUUAUUGAAGUCUAGAGUAACACUAACUUGGCAGGUAGCAGAGAGUAGUCACUGCCCAGCUAGGGCAGGACGUCUCUUCCUACCCCUUCCUACCCUCUUCUACUCUUUUCUAGUUUGGAUUCUGUAAUUUUUUUCUCUUGAACAAAUCCUUUUUCAGAGUUAACACUAAAAAUUGGUGUCUUUUCCAUGAUUGUUGUCAGAUCAGCUUUUAAACGGUGUUGGCAGCGAAAUCCCUACUCUCUCCAAAUGCAGUCAGUGUUGUGGCUUUAACGUGUGGCCCAUAGUUUGAUCCUUUGCCUUGGGUAAUGUAGGGGUGGAUUUCCUUGGAUCCUCUAGGUGUAUGGUCUAUGUCCAAUGCAAACAUUUCUUGCAGUGUGUGCUUGUCUAUGCAUUUGUGUAUCUACCUCAUUGUACUUUUCUUUCUAACCACAUACAUUCUUCUUGCAAGGGAGUGGAGAGCAGCUGGAUUACAUAAAAUUCUGGCUCUCUAUAGAGAUCCAUCCCUUUACCAUAUUAAGAAAGAAGUCCUCUGUGACUUUUAUUCAAGUUUUUGAAUACUUGCUGAAGUUUUUAAAAAGCAAAUGUUUACCAUUUUGCUGCUUAUUAUGAUUAACUAUAUCAAUUGGUUGUAUCAUGCCUACUCUUGGAUUAAUAGAAUAAUCCCACCAGAUCACCAGAAAGACGUGUGAGCAUCUUUCUCCCAUGAUACUGCAUUCUAUGUGCUUGAUUUUGUGCUUGAAGUGGCAUGACACCCGCCCUGCCUGUAGUUCUAGGCUGUGGCCUUGUUGUGUGCCACGUGACUUGCCACCUCACUUCUGGACCACAUUAAUUAAACCAACCCCAGACACCUGACCCAAAGGCAGCAACCAGCAGUCAGACCUAAUUAGAGAAGGUAGACUUGGCCUUUUAGGACUGUGAAAUGCAAAAGAGGAAACUGAUGUCUGGUUGGUAUUGGAGGCAUGGAGGGAUGCACAAGGUAUUUCAAGGAGUUGCCCAUGGAAGUAGAACCAAGGAGAUCUACAUGUUCUGCCCAGAGCUGCGUGGGCCCCACCAUAACAGGCUUGGCUGUAUCUUCCUGGAUUGCUGGCAGCUGUCUUCAUCAGUCUAUGUGUGUCCCCAGCAUAGACACCCCCUGCCAUGCCGUUAGCCAACUUGAAUGGGUCUGUACUUUUUUGAAAUUUGUCAAGAGCCAAUUGCAUUUGACAGUUGGGCUGCUUCCUGAGAAGAUUUGUAUUGCUGGCUUUCCUCCCAUUCUACCCAUCCAAAAUUCCUGGCCUAAAUCCAGUUGAUUGACAUGAACACCUGUUUAAAUGUGGUACUGUACUCUGUUCACUAAGAUGGGUGUAAACCUAUGCCUUUUAGUUUCUGGGUUUAACCCAUGAUCUUCUUUAUGAGUGUAGUUCCUUUUCUGAACAGCAUUUGACUCAUAACAUGAGCUCAUUGUAGCCCAUUCUAUUCUGUUUUGGAAGUGUUUUACUAUUUCCAGCAAACCCGCUAGAUUAGGGGAUUGAUGACACCUCUAUUCCUAGUGUACUUGCAUUCUGUAGUUCACAUUACAUUGGUUUGAGUACUUAGUUUCAAAAAUAGAAAUGGUAUAUUUGAACAUGAUCCUCAGUGCUACUUGUGUAUCUCUGAGAAUAGUAGUUACAUCCUGCCCCAGUUUGUAUUGUUUUAGAGGCAUUCUUGUUCUUCCCCAGUCUAAUUCUCUUGUCUGUUUUAUGGCACUCACUAUAAUUAGCCUUGCACUAGAGUUGUUUGUGGUUUUGACUUCUCCUCCCCUUUUUUCAGCCUUCCCCAACCUAUUAGAUUGUGAGCUCUUAGAAGACAGGGGUGGCCCUUCAUGUCUAAUCCCCUACCAAAUCUAGCACAGUGCCUUGCAUCUAGUAGAUUUCAAUAAAUAUAUGUUAAAUAGC